Conger conger (European conger) is the source of this 3888-nucleotide messenger RNA. Its product is annotated as transcription factor PU.1-like. Gene Ontology annotation, cellular component: nucleus. The transcript has 5 exons. Gene Ontology annotation, molecular function: sequence-specific DNA binding; DNA-binding transcription factor activity, RNA polymerase II-specific. NCBI's taxonomy places the organism in Eukaryota, Metazoa, Chordata, Actinopteri, Anguilliformes, Congridae. The coding region runs from base 394 to 1191 and encodes 265 amino acids. Gene Ontology annotation, biological process: cell differentiation; regulation of transcription by RNA polymerase II. The record is from RefSeq and is a predicted model, not a curated record.
CAAUGAAUAUAUGAAAACAUAUAAGAAAAGACUGGCUAAGUAAAACAAUGGGCUUUGAUGUGAUUGGCCACUGGCAGAUCUGAAGAGUCAUGCUGUACUGUAUCUCCACCUGACAAAUCACACACAAUCAGGAACAGCACAAAAAAAGAAGUAAAAUUUAAAAGGCCCUCUUUCACCACUGCCACUGUGUUGCUAAUAACACAUGUAGUCUGCUGAAGGUAUGUUGGAGCUCUGCGUUUCGGCUGUCCAGUGGUGAGCAGUCUGCAAUAGGGCAAAGGAGACCCUUCAGCGUUCAUUUGUAGAGGAAAUUUUCUUAGUUAUGCAAUGGCCUUGGCAAAAUUUUGAAAGACUCAGAAGCCCUGCAAGCGCGGUAUAUUUCACAGAGAAGACUUAAUGCUCCAUGCAUACAGGAUGGAGGGGUACCUCAUUCCACCUCCAUUAGAAGAAAUGAUUCCCUAUGACCCAGACAUCUAUCGACCACCUUUAGAAUAUUAUCCAUACUCCAACAGUGAUGGAGAAAGUCAUGGAGAUUACGGCUGGGACCCCCAUCACAUGCCCCACGGCGAGUUUGAGACCCCCCAACAAACCCACUUCACAGAACUGCAGAGUGUGCAACCCUUACACAUCCCCCUGCACCGGUAUACAGAUAUGGAGCCCAUGCACUCCACCAUAGACCCUGGCCUUGGGCCUCAUCACCUGGCAUUACCCCCGCAGAUGCCGUAUUUCUCUCGUAACCUGUGCUACCCCCAUCCGUCCCCGGCCCAGCGGAGCACGGACGAGGAGGACCCCGGGGGCCACAGCCCCCCCUUCGAGGUCUCGGAUGGAGAGGAGCUGGUGGACCGCAUCCCCUGCACCUCCGGGAUAGAGUCAGGCAACAAGAAGAAGAUCCGGCUGUACCAGUUCCUGCUGGACCUCCUGCGGAACGGGGACAUGAAGGACAGCAUCUGGUGGGUGGACAAGGACAAGGGCACCUUCCAGUUCUCCUCCAAGCACAAGGAGGCCCUGGCAAACCGCUGGGGCGUGCAGAAAGGCAACCGCAAGAAGAUGACAUAUCAGAAGAUGGCCCGGGCCCUGCGGAACUACGGCAAGACAGGUGAGGUGAAGAAGGUAAAGAAGAAGCUGACCUACCAGUUCAGCGGGGAGGUGCUGGGGAAGGGGUCCAGCGAGAGGAAGAUCUAUCCGCACCUGUGAGGCCCAGCAGAGUCCACACCUGCACGUCACUGCCAGCGGAGAGGCCAGCUAACACAGAAACCACAGCAGCACUUUAAAAUCAUUGGCUGCAAAUUCCCUGCAAUUGAUUCGCCCCAGUGAUCAUUAGCAGAAUUGGCGGUUAUUAUUUCAAAGAGUUACUGAUCUAAAUAUUUUGUGGUACCAUUCAUAUUUCUGUAAUGCAAUACUGUCUUUUCUUCUGUUAAAAUAUUGUAAAUAGCAUUAAUUCUGUGACAACUGAAGACCCAUGGUUCGUGUCGCGUAUAGUAAGAGUAAGAUGUAGCAGUGCACCAUGGGAAAUGGCUGAAGAUGAAAAAGAGAAGUGAAAAUGACACAGCCUCACACAGCCUCAUGGUUCAGUCUGCCACAGCACGAUAUCCAUCUUUAUACUGCCCCCACCUGGUUAAACAUAACUGUCGUACAAUUGAGUCGUCCUGAGAAGUUCUGCACUGAAUUUAUACUAAGCUAGGUAGUAUUUGGUAUUUGUUUUCGCCAAACCCAUUAUGGAGUGUGCUUUUGGGUGAAAAAAGAUAGGAUUGAGAGAACGUUCCCCGACAUUACUCAACGAAAGAGAAAGUUCCCCGACUCAAUGAAAGCAAAACAUGCAUGCAGACAAGGCUACCGUCUUAAUUUCUUUGGAGUAUUGAAUGAAUGAAUCUGUUUAUUGAUAUAUCAUUGAAAAUAUUAGUGCAUUAAAAGCACACUGCAGCAGUGCUGAAAACAGACAUAGUAAGUUCAUACACUGUAUUUAUAGUGCCCUCCAAAAUGAUUUGCAUCCUUGACAAAGAUGAGCAAAGUCAGUAUAAAAUAAUAAUAAUAAUAAUAAUAAUAAUAAUAAUAAUAAUAAUAAUGUGUACAUGAUAGAAAAGAAAAAUGCAAUUCAAAACAGGCAUGGUACCAUGGUUGUAACAAAUUGUAACUAAUUGUAUAAUACAUUAAAUUAUAAUGAAAAUUUAAAAAAAGUAUAAAGAAGUUACAAAUGAGUAAUUAUAAUUGUAAAUAAAAGAUUAUUACAAAAACAGAUGAGAUCAACUAAAUGCAUUUUUAUAAAAAGGAGUUUUAACUUACAGGCGCAGGUCAUGUGCUAUGACUAAAAUGGUCAUUUUUAUUAUUUUAUUUUAUUUUAUGAAAAUACAAUUGCUCAGGGAAAAAUAUGUUGUUCAACAAGCAAUAUACACUCAGUGAGCACUUCAUUAGGUACACCUGUACACCAGCUUGUUAAUGCAAAUAUUGAAUCAGCCAAUAAUGUGGCAGCAACUAAAUGCAUAAAAGCAUGCAGACAUGGUCAAUAAGUUCAGCUGUUUUUCAGACCAAAUGUCAUAAUGGGGAAGAAAUGUGAUCUAAGUGACUUUGAUCGUGGAAUGAUUGUUGGUGCUAGACAGGAUGGUUUGAAUAUCUCAGAAACUGCUGAUCUCCUGGGAUUCUCAUGCACAACAGUCUCUCGAGUUUACAGAGAAUGGCAUGAAAAAUGAAAGAGAUCCAGUGAGUAGCACCAAAAAUGCCUUGUCACUGAGGUCAGAGGAAAAAGGCCUUAUUGGUCAAAGCUGACAGGAAAGUGACAGCAAUGCAAAUAACCACACAUUACAACACACAGAAGAGCAUCUCUGACCACACAAUGUGUCAAACCUGAGUGGAUAGGCUAUAGCAGCAAUAUGUAAAAAAAAAGAAAAGAAAGUUGAAUAAAUACCUAAUAAAGUGCACACUGAGUGUAUAUUUUGUUAUCCUAUUGAAGUACUGAACACAGGGGUGUGGCUUUCCUGGGAAAUAAAUGUAUUACUUGAGAAGUGUUGUUUUGGUUCAUUCCAUUGAAUUGUAAUUUAAUCAUUAUAUUUUCCACAUUUUCUAGUUGACAUAAAGCUGAAUUAUUGUAUUUUUGUAUUUUCUGUUCAUCUACGUGAAGGGUGUGAAUCAUCCCUACAAUACACACUGCCAUAUCGUCAACUUCACACUAAGGUGUUGACCACAGUGCAUUUUAGUAGCAAUGAGGGCAAUUCAAGAACAUUUUGACAAAUAUAUCAGUUCAAUUAUUUUCAUUUAAAAACUGUAAAGUUGUAAUUGAAUAGUGUUUUUGGUAUAAUAUCUCUCUACUAAUUAUUAUUAUAUUAUUAUUAUUAUUGUUAAGGCAUACAGUGGCUGAAUACAUGUAAUAAUGUUCCUUGGAAUGUAAUUCAUGAACUAUUUAUUAAAUAAAAAAUCUUUACAUUAAAAUGUGAUUUAUUACCACGGGGUGUAUCUAGGGCUGUAACAGUACACGUAUUCGUAACAAAACCAUUUGGUAUUUGGUCUGGGACCAUAGGUUCAGUACCAGGUACUGGACUGUCGGUUUUGUGCAGUGUGCGCUGCAAGUAUAACAUUUAAAGUCUUGCUUUGAUGCACAUGUAGAACUUUACUGGGCUUAAAACUCAUUUAGUGCCUAAUUAGUGUACUAAUGACUGAACAUUGGCUAAAUUGUUGUUAGUGCCGAACUACGUCAGUAUGGAACAUUAAAAUAAGAAGCCUCAGCUUGAGAGCCCUCCAUGUCAUUCAUCCAGUAAUGUUCACCUAAACUCAGUCACAGGCAAUAUGUAAAACCUGCUGAGCAAUUUCAUAUGGUACCACCCCAAUAUGUCUGUUAAUGAGGCCAGAGAUCUGCUUAACCAGUUGUAGAGAGUGCCAGUAUUAAACUUAUGUGAACCCGCA